Molecule: messenger RNA, 1667 nt
Organism: Acanthisitta chloris (rifleman)
Lineage: Eukaryota; Metazoa; Chordata; Aves; Passeriformes; Acanthisittidae
Product: neuropilin and tolloid-like protein 1
Exons: 7
Molecular function (GO): protein binding
Source: RefSeq, a predicted model, not a curated record
AUCCAGAUUUUAAGGACCUUGGCAUUUUGAAACCAUUGCCAGUUUGUGAGUUUGAGAUGGGAGGACCUGAAGGAAUUGUGGAAUCUGUACAAAUUGUCAAAGAAGGAAAAGCUUCUGAAACUGAAGCAGUAGACUGUAAAUGGUACAUCCGAGCACCACCCCGAUCCAAGAUCUACUUGCGAUUCUUGGACUACGAGAUGCAGAAUUCCAAUGAAUGCAAAAGGAAUUUUGUGGCUGUCUAUGACGGAAGCAGCUCCGUGGAGGAUUUGAAAGCAAAGUUUUGCAGCACUGUUGCUAAUGAUGUUAUGCUGCGGACAGGUCUUGGUGUAAUCCGCAUGUGGGCAGAUGAAGGCAGUCGAAGCAGCCGAUUCCAGAUGCUCUUCACAUCUUUCCAAGAACCCCCUUGUGAAGCCAACACAUUCUUUUGCCACAGUAAUAUGUGUAUAAAUAAUACAUUGGUCUGCAAUGGACUCCAGAACUGUGUGUAUCCCUGGGAUGAAAACCACUGCAAAGAAAAAAGAAAAGCAAACCUAUUGGACCAGCUUACCAAUACCAGUGGGACUAUAAUUGGGGUGACUUCUUGCAUUGUGGUCAUCCUCAUUGUUAUCUCUAUUGUAGUACAGAUCAAGCAGCCUCGUAAAAAAUUUGUCCAAAGGAAAGCAGACUUUGAUCAAACAGUGUUCCAGGAGGUGUUUGAGCCUCCUCAUUAUGAGUUAUGCACCCUCAGAGGGACAGGAACUACAGCUGACCUUGCUGAUGUUGCAGAUGACUUUGAAAAGUAUCAUAAACUGCGGAGAUCCUCUUCAAAAUGCAUUCAUGACCAUCACUGUGGAUCACAAGUGUCUAGCAUUAAGGGCAGCCGUAGUAACCUCAGCACAAGAGAUGCUUCUGUCUUGACAGAAAUACAACCCCAGCCUGUAAAACCACUUGUUCAGCCCAUGAACAGGAGGAAUAUCCUUGUCAUGAAGCAUAGCUACUCACAAGAUGCUGCAGAUGCGUGUGAGAUAGAUGAAAUUGAAGAGGUACCAACCACAAGUCACAGGCUGUCCAGACAUGAUAAAGCUGUUCAGCGGUUCUGCCUCAUUGGGUCUCUAAGCAAACAUGAAUCUGAGUACAACACAACUAGGGUCUAAGAGAAAACCUGAGACUGCUUGAGAAUAGUGCGCUCCUGGGUGAUUUUGAACAUGCUACAAUGAAAUAUGAAACUAUCGUCCUUGGAAACACCAGCUAGAGGUUUUAUGGACUCUCUGACCAGCUAUUCUCAUAUCAUGACAAAAUUCAGCAAACAGUGUUGAGUAAAAUUACUAGAAGGCAAUAAGACUUUGGUUAUUAUGCUUAUCGGUCAUUUUUCUUUUUCUGUCUUCUUUUUUGUUGCAAGUUAAAUUCCCAAUUUCAGGAACAAUUUAUUGAAAUCAGGUAUUUAGCCAUUCAUAAUAACUUCAAUAGAAACGUUUGUUGGAUAAGCAUCUAGCAAUAUGGCUGAAUUUGACAUUGAGAAAUUAAUCUGCAUGUGUGUUACUGAAUAUUUGAGUUGGCAAAAAUCCCUUUAUUAGAUACAUUGUAAAAAGCAUGCAUUCACAAUUAUUGCUGUUACUGUUCCAUUUCUGUGUCAUAUGCUUGCUACUUGUAACUUUUUAUAUAAAGAUACAUAAAACAAUGUAUAAUAA